AUGAAUGCGAUUGAGGAGGAUCGCUGCAAGGAGCUCCGCGACCUGAGCAUCGUCAACCUCAUUGUCUCGAUCGUCAUCGUCAUUGGCAUGCUCGUCAGUUACCUCCCUCAGCACGCACGCAUCAUCAAGCGCCGCACUUCAGAGGGCAUUUCCCCCUACUUCGUCCUCCUCGGCACCACGUCAGCGACCUCGGCCUUUGCGAACAUUCUCCUUCUCCCAAAGUCUCGCCAGGAUGUGGCCUGCUGCAAGGAAUUAGAAACCUUCCACUGCAUUGCUGGCCUUCUGGGCAUCGCUCAGCUUGGCGUGCAGUGGAUAUGCUUCACCUUCAUUUUCGUUCUCUUCCUCGUGUUCUUCCGCUACGGUUCCGACGACGAUGCUGAGAUUGAAGAGCUGGACGACCACCAACCGAGAUGGCAGACUGCUUUGCUCGUCGCAUCCUUGACUUUGCUGCACGGCCUCGCAGUCAUCGUCAUCACGGGCGUCCUGUCGGCCGUGGCUAAGGAAUCCCUGCCUACCUGGGCCAAUAUCCUCGGUGUCAUGGCGGCUCUCCUCGCGGCUGUGCAGUACAUUCCCCAGAUUUGGACCACGUACCACCUCAAGCAUGUGGGCAGUCUCAGCAUCCCGAUGAUGUGCAUUCAGACUCCUGGUGGUUUUGUCUUCGCAGCCAGCUUGUUUGCCCGGCUCGGCUGGGGUGGGUGGAGCUCAUGGGGGAUCUUUCUCAUGACUGCUACGAUGCAAGGGGUCCUUCUGUACCUCGCCAUCUACUACGAGAUUCAGGCCCACUCCACCGACAUUCCGAAGCCACCAUCGCCUGACAAUACGCCCCUUCUCCCAUCCGACGGCCACCAUUCUGAGUACGGCACCAACCGGGGCUAG
This is a messenger RNA of Parathielavia appendiculata, 876 nucleotides long. RefSeq lists its product as uncharacterized. Bases 1 to 876 code for a protein of 291 amino acids. The transcript has 3 exons. NCBI's taxonomy places the organism in Eukaryota, Fungi, Ascomycota, Sordariomycetes, Sordariales, Chaetomiaceae. Gene Ontology annotation, cellular component: membrane. The record is from RefSeq and is a predicted model, not a curated record.